UCAAUCAUCUCUCCGUUUCUCUCUUUUCUCUCUUCUUUUCCCUCCGAAUCAGAUCCAUUUCUGCUCCGCUCAAGUCCCCCCCGCCACCAGCCUCGCCUCCCCGCUUACACCCUCUACUGGCUUUACCGACCAACUCUCAUCACCAGGGCGGGUCAUCCCCCCUCAUGGUAUCCACAAGACCAUCCCCCGCGCCGCCCAAGGGCCGGGUUGCGUACCCCAAUGCGGCCAGCUAUACCCCAGGAGACGCCGGCACUUCACCCGCCUACCUGAAACCGUUCUCCCCUAUCAAGCCGGUGACUUCGCGCGACUCGGACAAGGAGCGCGCACAAGGACUCAAGACGUGGUGGAAGGGCUUCAGAGAGAAAGAAGCUGCCGAGGCAGACAAGCUAGCCCAUGACGGGCGAGUGGUCUUUGGCGUGCCACUGGAAGUGUCCAUGCAAUACGCCUCUUCACAGGUCUCGGCAGAUGGAGACGACGGUGCUCUUUAUGUGUUUGGGUGUGUCAUUGUUGAGUCCAUGGGAUUUUUCCCCGCUGACAGGUCACAGUGCCAUACCUGUGGUCAUGGCAAAGUGUGGGCUCUAUCUCAAAGAGAAUGCCACUCUGGUAGAGGGUACCUUUCGGGUUUCGGGCUCGGCCAAGAGAAUAAGAGAUUUGCAGACAUUGUUUGACACUGGACCCAGUUAUGGCCGGAAUAUUGAUUGGAAGAAGCUGCCAUAUACAUCCCAUGACGUUGGAACCAUCUUUAGAAGGUUCCUAACGCAACUGCCGGAACCGGCUAUAUCUUACCGAUUCUACGGCGCCUUCAGACUAGUCAUGGAGAGGCAUCUUUCCCAGCAAACGACAUUUGAAGAAGCGCUCGAAGAGUACAAGAACCUCAUCAAGGCACUUCCAGAGGUCCAUCGCAAUCUGCUAUUAUAUGUACUUGACCUCCUGAGCGUCUUUGACAGACGUUCCGACACAAACUUGAUGAAUGCUGCGAAUCUUGCACUCAUCUUUCAGCCGGGGCUGUUGUCUCAUGAGGAUCACGCUCUACAACCUCGCGAGAACGUCUUGUCGCAACAAGUGCUAGAAUUCAUCAUCACUCACUACAAGAGGAUCUCCGAGAGCAUCGAGAUUGGCAAGCCGAGACAGAAGAGCGCCAAGAAGAAGCCGCGUCGCAAGUCUAAGCCCACCAAGCCGCAACGCCCGCCACUGGUCAAGGCCGAUACCGACCUGAUGCUUCCUUCCGACUCGGACGACGAGGCUCCUUCGGGUGGCUACUACGUCGUAGAGGCCUCUGUCAAGAAAUCGCCGCUACCUUCUCCCGCCCCUCGUCCUCUGCCACCAUCGCUCGCGGAGAGGAUCAACUCUGAAAGGGUCAACUCGCCACCACCUGCUGCCCCACGCACAGUCCCGCUGAUGGAUCUCAUCGAUCCGUCCGACUCUGAUGACGAUGCUCCGCCUGGAGGGUACGAGGUGCGCACAGGAAAUUUCGCUGCGACCAGAGCGGCCCUACUCGCAAAGUCUCAGCAGGCGGAGCUGGACAAGGCGGCGAGUAAGGGGAGCACUGGGCUGUCCCGUCGAAAGACUGUGCCUGCCAAGGUCGGUGCUGGACUGAGCAAGAGGCGAGCGUUGGCGGUCAGGGAAGCUCCGUGAAAAGGUUUGAUUGAGGCUUGGUAUCUUGUGAUUUGAACGAGUCAUGGACUACGGGUGUGAAAUGUUGUACGCUCGUACUUCGCUCAGCUCUUUUUUUGUGUAUCGACUAGUAGAGAGAAUGUCUGUAGCAGGGCAGUGAAGGUGCGAGUUAUGAUUUCGUCUACGUAUUUCUUUUCUGUAUGCAUAUCAGGAUUAAUGGUUUCGA
This is a messenger RNA of Cryptococcus amylolentus CBS 6039, 1840 nucleotides long. RefSeq lists its product as hypothetical. Gene Ontology annotation, molecular function: GTPase activator activity. NCBI's taxonomy places the organism in Eukaryota, Fungi, Basidiomycota, Tremellomycetes, Tremellales, Cryptococcaceae. The record is from RefSeq and is a predicted model, not a curated record. Gene Ontology annotation, cellular component: cell cortex. Gene Ontology annotation, biological process: regulation of fungal-type cell wall organization; activation of GTPase activity; signal transduction. The transcript is spliced from 7 exons. Bases 394 to 1635 code for a protein of 413 amino acids.